Molecule: messenger RNA, 1096 nt
Organism: Lolium rigidum
Lineage: Eukaryota; Viridiplantae; Streptophyta; Magnoliopsida; Poales; Poaceae
Exons: 4
Coding region: 1-876 (291 amino acids)
Source: RefSeq, a predicted model, not a curated record
AUGGGAGGGGGGAGCUUGGGACUGCGAGCCGCCGCCAAGGCCGCCAUGGUCGGCGGCUACCGCUCCGCCGCCUCCUUCCGCCGCGCCGUCCUGCCCGCCGCCUCCGCCGACACCCGCCCCGUAUCCACCACCAUCGGCGCCGUCGACGACUGGUACAUCCCCGACCGCGAUGUCUUCGGCCCCGUGCCCACCCACGAGGAGGCCUUGGCCGCCACCAUCGACCUCAGGGAAGCCUUCGAGAUUGCCAAGAUUGACUCUCAUGUUUCCCACCUGGAUAUUUCCAAGACACAUGUCACACAUAAUGACCUUGAUGGUUCUGCAAAGGUUGCUCAGGAAGUGUUUCAGGAUCGUGUCCAUUCAGAAAUAUCGAAGCAUGAAGACGAGUUUGAUAGUUUGUCCGUCACCUCUGGAUCUUCUGGACGUGUUAUUGAAGCCUUUACCAUGCUACAGGCGAAUCCUGAUGCUCAGGACGUUGUUGCUUCUCUUGCUUCAGAUAAGAAUGUGUGGGAAGCUGUGAUGAAGAAUGAGAAACUGGUGCAGUUUUACAAGAACUGCGAGUCAGACCAGAGUGAAUCUUCUUGUGCUACUGAUGAAGUUAGUGACGCUGAGAGCUCACUAAGCAGCAAUGAUCUCUCGCUAGGCACUGGAGAUGCGUUCAAGGAGUAUGUUCAGAAGAUGAGGGCAUUCGUGUCCGAGAUGGUGACGAAUCUUUCGAGCAUCAUGCAAGACCUGAUUGCCACCUCGGAUGAGGGCCAGAGCAAGGGGAGGUUGAGGACUCUGAUCAUGAACACCAAGAAGGAUUUCGCAAACGAACGGUCAUCCUUCGUGCUCCUGGCUAUCGCGACCAUUUUCGUAGUUUUGCUCAAGCGUGCGUAGUGGGAUAGAACGAGAGUGGUUGUCUGGUACUUCGGUGUCAAGUUCUGUUUCCCAGUUCAACAGGUGGUUGAAUGCGCUUCUAAGGAACAUGUGUUCUGCCGAAACAGUGAAAAACCAUCAGGAGUUUUUUUCAAGAAUUAUCUUGUACUUUUGUUCACCUCGGUUGAACAUGAUUUGCAAGAAGAAUAAUAUGAUCACUUUACUGAAUCUGCUUUAGGUA